AUGUAUGCAGCCUGGAGAUAAAAAUUAAUCGUUAUUAAAACAUAUACCAUUAAUACAUUUGUAUUAAUGAUAUUUGUCCCAUAUACGAAAAACUGUGUUGAGCCCUGGUGCAACUGCAAUAACAGGUUUAGGGAUGUUACGGCGUCCCAAACCCACAGACUCUGAGUCAGACCUGCUCCAGGAGCAGGAGCACUUUUUAGCUUCAGGCGGUACACCUGCGGCCAGCAUUGUGCGUAGACCCGACAAGCGCAGAGGGGACGUUGGUUCUGAAGACAGCAAGACAGAGUCUGACACAAACUCAAGAGAUGUUGUUGAAAUAGAAGAUCUUCCGGAUGAGCUGCCCACUCUGACCCCAGCACCCCCAAAGAAAUCACGAUCACAGAAGAAGGAGCAAGUGCAUUUUGAAAAUGCAGAUGUCGAAGAGUUGCUGGACAUACAUGAUACUCACAUCAGUGUCGUUCUCUCCAAGAUUGUUGAGAGAGACACCACUGAUGUACCUGUGUUGCUGCCAAAUUUCACAAGCACAGCUUUUCCCAAAGUCCUACACCGUUCUACAGUCGACAAGCAGGUUACUGCACCUGGAGGUAGGAAAAGUAUUUUUGCACGCCAAAACGCUGCACAGAAAGCUAAAGCAGGAUGCGUAGGGUCAAAAGUCAGCGUCCAGCAGGCCUCAGUUUUUCCUGUCCAAGACAGUGUUGAUGGCCCUUUACUGGUGUCAGGGCAGGGGCUCGGCCCAAACAGCACUGCAGAAACAUUGAAGAUCCACCAGGAGAACCAGGACAAGCUGCGAAAUAUGUCUCAGAGCGAGAUUCUGGCGGAGCAGAAAGCCUUGCUGGCACAGCUAGAUUUAAGACUUGUUGACUUCGUGAGGUCACGAAAGGCUGAGAAAAGCUCACCUCAAUCACAACCUACAGUUCAAAGCAGAGCUCCAAAGUUUCAUUUUACAGAGGCAGAAUCUGAAUCUCAGGAGGUCACAAUGGAUGCUGAUGAGGAGGAUGAGACUGAAACUGUAGUUCAGCCUCCAAUCACUGUGGAUGAGCUACCAGUCAAACCUCAGAAGGAUUGGGUACACAUGAAUACAUUGGAACCAGAGAAACUGCAAUGGAUGAGGGAUGUGCCUGCCCCUAGAAGGAAAGGCACCAAACAGGCUAUGCAGGCCCGUUUUGACUUUUCUGGUUCCCUUAUCCCCCCAUCAAAAGACUUACCCACUCAUCUUGGCCUGCAUCACCACGGAGAAGAACCAGAGCUGGCAGGCUACUCGCUGCAGGAGCUUUUCAUUCUCUCGCGUAGUCAGAUGACCCAGCAGAGGAGCCUGGCUCUCAACACUCUGGCUCACAUCCUGUCAAAGGCCCGUGCUGGGGAGUACUCAUCAUAUCUGAAGGGAAGUGUUCUUUCUUCCCUGUUGGAUGCUGGACUCCUUUUUCUCCUGCGCUUUGCUUUGGAUGACGGUGUGGAGGGUGUGAUGUCUGCUGCCAUACGGGCCAUGCAGGCACUGCUGGUUUCCCCUGAAGAUGAGGAGUGUCUAGACAACACAUUUCACUGGUUGCUAGGAAUGGCAGCCUUUCCCUUGCUGCCCUCUGCUCAAGAGGAGGAAGACGAGGAUGAUGAGGGUCUGGAUGAGUUCCUAAAGGAAACAAAAAAAGAGAAUGAGGAGAAAAAGCCAGACCAUGAUGUUGCUCGACAGGAUGUUGUAAAGGGUUUGUUGAGGAUGCAGUUUCUUCAGAGGUUGCGCUACAUUCUUGAGGUGGUACGACCUGCACCAAACACGGUUCUCAAUAUUUUAGAGGUUCUGAUCCGAAUUGCUCGCCACUCGACCUCCACAGCCACACAGAUCCUUGAUUGUCCCCGACUGAUGAGCACUGUGAUGUCGGAGUUCCUUCCGUGCUCAUGGACACCGCAGACCUCGCCAGCUUCCCCCUCAUUAUAUGGCUUGCCUGUUUCAAUGGCUAUGAAACUGCUCCGUGUUUUGGCCAGUGCUGGGAGGCACGCCUGCGCCAGAAUAAUCAACUCUUUAGGUGGAAGGGAGCGUCUGUCUCGAUUCCUGUCAGUAGAACCACCAGAGCUGCUGCUUGAGCCAAGGGAAGCAGUUUGCUGUAGCAUUGAGGCACUGAAGCUAUGGGCUGUGGCUGCGAGCUAUGGUCAGGCCUGCAACCUCUACAUAGACCUGUACCCAGUGCUGGUGAAGACACUGCAGGCUGCACAUAAACCCCACUCUGUUUCUGAAAUUCUGCUAAACUUGGAGCUCCACAGAAUACAGGCCCUGUUGGUUCUGCUCACUCAGGUCACACAAACUGCCGGCUGCCACCAGGAGUUACAGAGCACUAUGCUCAGCUCUCAGGGUGCAGAGUGUCGUCCUCCACCUCCAGUCACAUGGAGUCAUGUGACAGGCCUGCAACCCACUCUGAUUGGCUUACUGAAAGGCUGUGUGAGAGAACUGGAUGACCUGAGUCAAAGGCCGAGCGCCCUGUGCCUGCUGCCGUCUUACCUGAUCUACACUGGAGCAUAUUACUCUCAGCUUAAAGUGCAAGACUCGUUCCAGCCUGUGCAGUGUCUUGAGGAAAUAGAAGCCCUGACCACAGAUGUACUUCUCCCUCUUAUUUCACAUCAGGUCAUGCACAGCAUGAUGGAAGGCCUCAGGUCAAGCUCUGUAAUAUGUAAACCUUUAUUAGGAGCUUUGGGUUUGGACAUUCCCAGUCUGCCAUGUUUGGGCUGCUCCAGGAUUAAGACUACCAGCCUGGUGGGAUCAGACUCACCUCUCGCUCUGUCUACUGCUCUGUUUUAUCUACUGGAUGUCAUCACCACUAUCCAUCGAGGCCUCACCAAAAAUUUUGGCGCGCUCAUAACCACAGACUCUGUGCUGACGUACCUGCAAUCAUGUGUUGGUGCGAUGCCCUCUGUGUCUCAUGCCAGUGCCUGGCUUUUGCGCCAUGAGCACAACCUUCUCUAUCUGAUCCUCAGGCUGGCUCACCGACUGGUUCCUAUUGAAGCAGAGGUAAAUAAACACGCUUCCCUGUUUCAUCAAGUGGCCUUGGCUCUGCUGUCCUGGCUGUUUCCUGGAAGUGAAUACCUGGCUCAUGAAAUUGUCUCAACCAUGAUCUUCAGCUAUGAUCUGUUUCCAGAGGCUAGCAGUGGAGGUCCAGAAGCAGCUGCCCUUGCAGAUCUCCAGCUCCAAGAGGCAUCCACCUCUCUACCUGGGGCUGGUGCCCUCCUCCGUGACUCACUCGCUCAGCUUCCCUCUAUCCGUGCCUGCUACCUUACCCAGUUUGCCAACCUGGAGCCUUCUGUGCUCUCCUCUCGUGAGCGCUAUCUCGGCCGCUGUCCUUGGAUCUCUUCUCAGCUACUCCCUGAGCUCUCCGGCCCCUCGCUGCCCUCUGAUUGGCCCUUUUUGCCUCUUGUCAGUUUGUAUGAGCGAGUAGGAGUGUCUCAGGGGGGUGGUCUACGGACCAAAGCGCUUCCUGUCGGCACUGUGCAGUCCCUCACAAACUGUCUGCAGUUGCUUUUUAUCCUUGACAGCUUUAGGGAGCGGGCACUAGAGUCAGUGCCACCUGUGGCAAAGCUGGCACGUCUGAGCUGCAUCUUUUUGUGCUCCAGUGAUCUUUUCCUGGAGAAACCAGUAAAGGAGCUGAUGUGGGUGCUUCUGCGUAGCCUGACGAGGCCAAAACAUUUGGAGGCACUGAACCUCAACUUGGCGCCACCGGGUUUAGCCUCCUUCCAUGAUUUUUACACGGCCCUGCUGACUCAAUACGAGGCCGUUUCAUUUGGUGACACACUCUUCGGCUGCUUCAUCCUCCUGCCACUGCAGAGGCGCUACAAUGUCAGCAUGAGGCUGGCGGUGUUUGGCGAGCAUGUUGCAACACUGCGCUCACUUGGGGUCAUGCUAGAGCAGCUGCCCAUAGCUUUGGAGAACUUCACCUCCCCUCCUGAGAACAACCUGCCUCUACUGCAGCUCUAUUUCCGUGCUCUGGUAACUGGAGCACUGAGGAGAAACUGGUGUCCUGUGCUGUACGCUGUAGCCGUUGCCCACCUCAACAACUUUAUUUUUUCGCAAGAUGAAGUGCUGCAGGAGGUAGAGGCUGCUCGGCGGAGCAUGCUGAGAAAGACUCACUACCUAACAGAUGAGGUGCUGAGGAGCCACAUGCUGCUUUUCCGCCUGCCCCAGCAGCACAGUGAAUUGGGCUUUAGCACUUACCAGCAGCUGCCUCCAAUUCGCGCCCGCAGGCUUCAGAGCAUAGUGGGGACAGAGGAAGGAAGUGCAAGAUAAUGAGAAACUGUCCGAGGCACAUAGAAAGCACUAGAUUCAGAUUUUAAAAACCUACGUGAUGAUAAAAAGCACAGACAGUAAAAUAAAAUUUGGUAAAUAAUA
Messenger RNA from Trichomycterus rosablanca, 4363 nucleotides. It is a transcript of the gene rpap1, whose product is annotated as RNA polymerase II associated protein 1. The coding region runs from base 134 to 4261 and encodes 1375 amino acids. Lineage: Eukaryota; Metazoa; Chordata; Actinopteri; Siluriformes; Trichomycteridae. The transcript is spliced from 25 exons. The record is from RefSeq and is a predicted model, not a curated record. Gene Ontology annotation, biological process: transcription by RNA polymerase II.